UAUUAGAAUUUCCGUUGACGCUGGUUACACGCACGGAGCUGCAGUCUCAGAAGGAGUUACCAGCAGCUGUUCUGUCCAGUUAUAAAUCGCCAGCAGACUACAAUCAAACGCAGUGCUGUCUCAGCUGUUCCUAAUGUCGGAGGACCUUUAUGAGAAGUUUCUUACACCUGAGGAUCCCUACCCGCUUCUGUCCCAGAGGGUAAACUUGAGUGAUGAUGGCACACCGGAUAUAAGCGAGUUUGAAUGUCAGUUGUCUUCUUGUCAUCGCACAGAUCCACUGCAUCGUUUCAACACCAACAGAUGGAACCUGACAUCUUGUGGCACAAGUGUGGCAAGUUCAGAAUGCAGCGAGGAAUUGUUCUCCUCAGUGUCAGUUGGAGACCAGGAUGACAGUUUCUCUCUGCUAGAUGACCAAGAGUUUACCUCCUAUGAUCUGUUCCCAGAAGGCAGUGUCUGCAGUGAUGUGUCGUCGUCCAUCAGUACAUACUGGGACUGGUCUGACAGUGAGUUUGAAUGGCAGUUGCCCGGAAGUGACAUUGCCAGUGGAAGUGAUGUGCUGUCUGACAUCAUCCCCAGCAUACCAAGCUCACCUUGUCUGAUCUCUAAGAGAAGGAGCAAACUUCACAGGAACCUUGAUGAACUUCCAUGGAGUGCUAUGACCAAUGAUGAACAGGUGGAAUAUAUUGAAUACCUCAGCCGCAAAGUCAGUACUGAAAUGGGUCUUCGAGAGCAACUGGACAUUAUAAAGAUUAUUGACCCAAUGGCACAGAUAUCUCCCACAGACAGUGAAUUCAUCAUUGAGCUGAAUCGUUUAACAGAUGAGAAGCUCAAACAGGUGCGGAGCUACAUCUGUGAUCAUGGACCACGUCAGCGCAACAGCAGUCUACGAGAGGGCUGGAAGCGCAGUUUAACCAACAAUGGAAGCACCAGUGGUGUGAGCAGCACCACCAGUGGCCAGAGUAACACCAGUAGUAGCAAUGCCAGCAUGGUAAGCACAGCCAGCAGUGCUACCUCCGCUGGUUCUAACUUCACCAACAACUCCAUAAGCCGUGCACACAGCGAAGGAAACCUGCCAACUGCAGCUGAGCGCAUCCGUGACUCUAAGAAACGCUCAAAACAAAGGAAGCUUCAGCAGAAGGCUCUGCGAAAACGGCAGCUUAAAGAACAGCGUCAGGCACGUAAGGAACGUCUCAGUGGCCUCUUUCUUAAUGAGGAAGUGCUGUCCCUCAAGGUGACUGAGGAUGAGGACCAUGCUGAUGAUGUAGAUGUCCUUAUGUGACAACAGUGAAUCCCUCAGUGUUCCCUCUAUGCCUAGAGCACCAGCAGCUUCCUGCUACAUACUAACCCUUGUUCCAUCCCUGUCACUUCUAUGUUAUCAACUGUCAAUAAAUGCAUUAGUUUUGGCCAAGAAGUCUUUUUCCGCGGCUGCUUUAUUUUUAUUUUUUAUUUAUUUGUAUUUUUUUAAAUAUAUAUAAUGCUUAUAAUUUCCUAUCGCAAACUAUUGUUUACCUAUAGCCUCUGCCCUACUCAAUCAGUAUAAUUGUUGCCUUUGCCUUAGAGGGAACACUGACACUUUUCAAAUCAGGUCUGGAAAUCUAUUUGAAGAAAUUAUGACCUGUCUUUCAGAAUAACAUUUAAUCUCAAAAUCAUCAUUACCAUUAUCCAAAAUGCUGUCAAAGCAUGGAAAAUGGAAUUACAUUCCAUGGUCCAGUUGUAGACCUAAUUACAUUUGCAUUUCUCCUGAGUGCAGUUAUUGCAUCAGUAAUUGAAUUGCAUGAGAUUGCACCACCCUCUUAUUUCAUUAUAGGCAUGUUUCAAUUGACCAUCACACAGUAAACAUUUCAUUACUCUGUAUUUCAUUAUGUCCUUUUCCAAAAAUAUUAGUGUAACUCACAAGUGUCCAGAAGUGAGGUAAGACUGCAGUAAAAUGCAGUCAUGAAACUUGUCAAGGGACUUAUUCAAACAGAAAGCAUCUUGGACCUCCACAAAAGACGCUCUAUUAUGCGUUUUUGUUGGGUUUUAAAAUUGGCAAAAUGUUGCAAAAUGGAUGGUCAGUUGAAAAGUUCAAGUAAGAUGACAUAAGGAUUAAGGAAUCUUAUAAAAUCAGCCUAAUGUCUGAUGCAAUCACUGUAUUCAAGGUGGACUUAAACCUUUGCAGUACUUUAUGAUUUCUCUACAUUCAAUGUAAGGUAAUUAAAUAUCUCAUGCACAGAUUGUACAAAACGUCACUAUUCUUUUUAUUUUUUUGCUUUAUGUAUAAUUCACAAUUCUUAGUAGUUUAUCGAUGUAUGCAAAAGGGGCAAGCAGUUACUGGGAGAGUGACAAAUUGAUAAAAUUCCAUGCUUAAGGAUCUUUUAGUGUUGAAGGCUCUACCAGAUUUAUGUUAACCUUCUUUCAAUAGAUUUAUCAGUACACACUACAAAUGGUUUAUUUGAACUUCUCUGUCUUAAUGCGCCCUGUGGAUCAAUGGACUAUGAACUCUGAAGUUGUUCGACAUCUUCAUUAUCUUGUCUAAAAACGUCAUUUAUGAUGUACAGCUAAAAUGUAUGUCUUUGAACAUUUGGUAUAAUAGAUAUAAAUGGUCAAUUUCACAAGAAAUGGAACAUUUGAGAACUAUAUACAGGAUGGUUUUGCUUUAUGUUGAUAGCCAGGAAAAGUAGGGAGUCAAAAUAAUCUGUGUUCUUCAUAUUUAAAGCGCAUAUUUAUUUUUUGUACAUAGGUACAAAAAUAAGAUGUACAAUGUGUUUGUCUCAAAUAAAAUUUCUAGACACUG
Molecule: messenger RNA, 2773 nt
Organism: Alosa alosa (allis shad)
Lineage: Eukaryota; Metazoa; Chordata; Actinopteri; Clupeiformes; Clupeidae
Gene: fam199x
Product: family with sequence similarity 199, X-linked
Exons: 7
Coding region: 134-1279 (381 amino acids)
Source: RefSeq, a predicted model, not a curated record